Molecule: messenger RNA, 3807 nt
Organism: Harmonia axyridis
Lineage: Eukaryota; Metazoa; Arthropoda; Insecta; Coleoptera; Coccinellidae
Product: USP6 N-terminal-like protein
Exons: 5
Coding region: 246-2033 (595 amino acids)
Source: RefSeq, a predicted model, not a curated record
CUAAAAUGCAGUUGUCAGUUUUCUGUUUUCUGUCACCUUUCAAGUUUUCAACCAUAUGUGUCGUCCAAGGAAGAAUACUUGUAAAUGUACCGCUGUUGAAAUUUUAGCAGAAUUUUCCUGUUCAUGACGAAGUUUCAUAAAAUCAUGUUUGUGAUUUGAAAAAAUCAAAUUCUUCGAGUUGGACGUAAUCGGAAUGUUGUUAUGUAGAAAGAGUGAAAACCAGCAGUCUGUAAAUUGUACAUGGGAUGAAUGAGGAGGAAUUGCUGCAAAGAGCUAUUGAAGAGCGAGACAAACUAUUCAAACGCUAUGAACAAGGACGUGAAGGUGGUGCAGAGAUUGACCCUUGGGAAGAUCCCGGCUUUGAAGUUUAUCAUGCAACUGACAGAUAUGGAUUCAUUCACGAUAAGAGACUGCCAUCAAAGGUUGAUAUUCACGAAACAAAAAAAUUGCAAAUUGAAGUGGAACGUCAAAAGAAAUGGCUCAAGAUGUUGAAGGAUUGGAACCACACUUUAGCUUCAGAAAAACUCCAUACUCGUGUUUAUAAAGGCAUUCCCGAUUCGUUGAGAUCCAGCAUUUGGUGUAAAUUAUUGAAUAUAGAAGAUAAAAAGAAAGCAAACUUGGGAAUGUAUAAUAAGAUGUAUAAUUUAGCAAAGGAGUAUUCUACAGAUGCUAGACAGAUAGAUUCUGAUGUCAAUAGACAAUUUCGUGAGCAUUUGCAGUAUCGUGAGAGAUACAGUAUUAAACAGCAACAAUUAUUCAAUGUAUUAGUUUCUUAUGCCAUGUAUAACUCGGAAGUGGGAUAUUGUCAAGGUAUGUCAGGCCUAGCUGGUGUUUUGUUGAUGUAUAUGGAUGAAGAGGAUGCAUUUUGGGCUCUACAUAUCCUACUAACUGACCCAAAGUAUGCCAUGCACGGAUAUUACAAAGAGGGAUUUCCAAAAUUGACUCGGUUUUUAGCUCACCACGACAAAAUUCUAACAAAAUUCCUGCCAAAAUUGAAGAAGCAUUUUGAUAAGCAUGGUGUUGAUGCCAUGCUGUAUUCCUUGAAGUGGUUUUUUAUUUGUUUUGUGGAAAGGGUUCCUUUCAGUCUUUGUCUUCGCGUUUGGGAUAUACAUCUCUUAGAUGGCGAGAGAGUUAUAACUGCAAUGGCCUAUACGAUAUUGAAAUUGCAUAGAAGGAACUUACUCAAAUUGAAUGAUAUGGAUACUAUUGUUAAUUAUAUUCAGGUAAAACUGCAUAAAGACUUCAUGAUAGACGAUGACACCGUAAUACAAAACUUGGAGAAGUCUUUGGAGGAGCUCAGGCGUGCAAAACUCGACACUGCAGGCCCCCCUCAAAAAGAAGAGCUUGCAACCAAACCCUUCGGAUUUUUCAAGAAACCGACAGUCACUAAAAUAGUGGGUUUGAGGGCCGAACAAUUUACGGAUAAGGAGAGAGAAACGAACGAAUUGGUAAUACUGACAAGUGAUAUAGCUAGGGAGAACGCGGAGAAGGAAGACUCAUACCCGAGUGAUUCAGUCGGACACACAGGUUCUAAAUUCUCGUUUGAACAUAGCAAUGGAGACGAGAGUCCUAUACUAGAAGGCGACCUCAAUUUAGGCUCUAGAAGAUCCCUAGCAGAUACCAGUGUUACAUCAACAGCUGAUCUCUCAGUUUUCUCAACUAUAACCAGAUCUCAAGCACAUGAAAACAGUUUAGAUACACAUAGCAAUCUCUCCGACAAUUCGAUGGGAGGAGCCAGUUCUGUAGGUUCUGGUAUAGGUGCUUCGGGAUCCCAGCGUCUAUACAGUGCCCAUACAACACCCAUCGGAGGCUCUCACAAUCAGAAUCCUGAUGUCCUUCGAAUAUAUGUACCUUAUUCUCCUUUAGAAACUCCAAUUGCUAGUCCACAUAAUGGAGAUUUACAGAAGUCCGUUCCUUCUCUUUUUAACGAUAAUAAAGUACGUAUUAAGGUAGAUAACGAUGAACUUGCUACGCCACUGGUGGAACACGGGCGUAUCAAAAGUUUCAUGGAUGCGGAAAUAGAUUUAAAAUGAAGAUUAUUAUACUUAAUCGUUGAAGUGGAAAGUUUAACUGAUAAUUUUUUUUUUUGACCACUGGAAGGAAAAGUUCUUUAGAGUGAUAUUGAUAAUGCAUUCCCUCGAAUAUUUUCAAAUGAUUCGACAGAGAUCUAUAUUUGUUUUUAGCUGUCUUUGUUGCGUAGGUAGAAAAAAAUUUCAGUACAACACUUCGAGUUUUUUUUUUUUGGACUCCGUAUUCUACUUGAAACCUGAAGUGACUGCAUUCUUGUCUACAUUGUUUUUGAAUUGAUUAUAAUCUGAAGCACUUUUCGACAACAAAGUUGUCAUCAUCAGAAACUACAAGUUUCUAACUAAGUAAAAACAUGCAAAAUUGUAAUCUUAUACUGCUACAACUAAUAAUUUUUUUCUUGAUACAUUUCAAUAACUCCUUUUAAUUACACUUCUGAUAAAUUAAUUUGCUCAAAAGGAAUUUUUUUAUUUAGUUAGUAGGCUUUAGUUUAUGAUGAUGACACCUUUGUUGUCGAAACGUGCGUCAAACUCUUAUCAUAAAAAACCCAGGAACAAGAGUGUGUUUACUUCAAAUUCGAUAUUUAAAAUAUGCGGAUAAAGUCAAAGUUAUUCAUUUCAGUCAUAUCCAGUUUAAAUAAGAUUUUUUUUUAGUAUUGUAGUUCUUUUAUUGGAUUGACUCAGUCUUUACUUAAUGGAAAUUCAUUCAAACUGAAAUUAUAUGACAGUUAUUUUAUUUUCACAGAAUAGCUUCUUCGGAUUUCACUUCUUGAAUAACUGAAGAAAAAAGCUUUGUUUUCGUUGUCGUCUUUAAGUUUGAUUUUUUUCAAGUUUUUUCUCAUAGCACCUUCCCUUCACAAGAUAUUUAACUUAAAUUUGGAAUUGGUGAAACAAUUGUUAUAGAUAUAUUUGAAAAAUGGAAAAAGAAUAACUAUCAUGUAGUUCUUUUGAUUUUCCAACUUGCCUGUUGCCUAGAGAAAUGGAUUUUUAAUUCACAAAGGAAUUGAAAGUUAAAAAACUAGUGUUAAUAUCUUUUGAUCUGUUUAAAUGAAUGUAUUUUUGUGUGAUAUGGAAGUUAUUAGGAUAAUCCUAUUUUGAAAUGGUCAGUAAACUAUCUUAUUUAUCAGAUCGAAAGGAGAUCCAAUCAUUUAUUUUUUUGAACUGGAGUAUAUAUACGUAAACUCUUAAUAAUUGGAUAAUAACUAAGCGAAUCUAGAAUUGAAAUUAUUUUGUUGAGUUUUUUCAACUUUGAGUCAUGUGUUCGACUAUGCUCAUUAUUUUAUUUGUAAAUAAUAUUCUCAAAAUCGAGAGUUAGGCUAAUUUUUUUCCGAAAAUCUUGUUUUAGCAUCACUUUAUUAGUAUGUGUAAUAAUUACAAAGCCUUAUAAUGAAAAUACAACGAUUGUUUCAGAGUCGACAUUAUUCACAGUUUUCUAUUUUUAUUGUUGAUGAAAACCAAAACAUAUAAACGAUUGUAAAAUAUUGACAUUCAAGUAGUAUUUACGACGAAGUGAAUAAAAAAUGGAUAAUAACAGUUUUCAUAUCUAAUAAAUUUCUCUCUCUCUCUUAGAAUCGAACAUUUUUGUAUAUUAUUGAAUAGUUUGGCCAUUCCAUUAUCUCAAUUUUAGGAUUGAGAUUUAGAAAAUGUAAUUAGCUUUAAAAUUCCGGUAGAUGGAAGAAUUAUAAUACUUGAAAAUAUUUUGAAUGACAUCCAUUGUAGUAUUAAGUGUUUUAUUUUAUUUAAAAAAGCAUUUAUUUUGUAAAUAAACUAUUUAUUGAUCAAA